Molecule: messenger RNA, 1197 nt
Organism: Cicer arietinum (chickpea)
Lineage: Eukaryota; Viridiplantae; Streptophyta; Magnoliopsida; Fabales; Fabaceae
Product: small ribosomal subunit protein eS1-like
Biological process (GO): translation
Cellular component (GO): ribosome
Molecular function (GO): structural constituent of ribosome
Source: RefSeq, a predicted model, not a curated record
CCUACAUCAUAAAUAAAUAAAAAACACUGGCAACCAAAAAUGGCUGAAAAGGUUUAGGGUUAAUAUAUAGCGUGCCAUUGUUGCUGUAAUCUGAGCCGUCACUUGUAGUUUGUGUUAUCUGCAAAAUAGUGAACAAUGGCAGUUGGCAAGAACAAGCGAAUCUCGAAGGGCAAGAAGGGAGGCAAGAAGAAAGCAGCUGAUCCCUUCUCAAAGAAGGAUUGGUACGACAUUAAAGCUCCUUCAUUGUUCCAGGUGAAAAAUGUUGGCAAAACCCUCGUAUCUCGUACUCAGGGUACCAAGAUUGCUUCAGAAGGACUCAAACAUAGAGUGUUUGAGGUUUCAUUGGCUGAUCUUCAAGGGGAUGAGGAACACGCAUUCAAGAAGAUUAGGUUGAGAGCUGAAGACGUUCAAGGAAAAAAUGUUUUAACAAAUUUUUGGGGGAUGAAUUUCACAACCGACAAAUUGAGGUCAUUGGUGCGUAAGUGGCAAUCACUAAUUGAAGCUCAUGUGGAUGUGAAGACUACUGAUAAUUACACAUUGAGGAUGUUUUGCAUUGGAUUUACCAAGAGAAGAGCUAACCAGGUUAAGAGGACCUGUUAUGCACAAUCCAGCCAGAUUAGACAGAUCCGUAGGAAGAUGAGGGAGAUCAUGAUCAACCAAGCAACAUCUUGUGAUUUGAAGGAAUUGGUCCGGAAGUUCAUUCCUGAAAUGAUUGGAAAAGAGAUUGAGAAGGCUACAUCUAGUAUUUACCCUUUGCAGAAUGUGUUCAUUCGAAAAGUGAAGAUCCUUAAAGCUCCUAAGUUUGAUCUUGGAAAAUUGAUGGAGGUUCAUGGUGAUUACUCCGAUGACAUUGGCACAAAGGUUGAUAGACCUGCUGAUGAAACAAUUGCAGAGGAAACCACUGAAGUUGUUGGAGCUUAAUUUAACGGCAAUGUUUUUUAGUUCGUUUUAGGUUUACUUUGUUAUUAUGUGAUAUUGAGUGUAAACUCAUCCCGAUGUUUCUAUGUAGGACGAGUGCACCAGGUUUAUUACGACAUUUUUUUACUUAAAAUUUAUAUCUGAAUUUUAUUCAGAACCCCUAAAAUCUCUCUGCAUGCUUAUAAAUGAUAUUGACUUAUUAUAAGUUGGGCAUGUCUGCUGGGUGAUCCACUAAUUUGGUGUGGUUUCAUUCCGAAUUCCCAUGAAAAUUUUAUAUAA